Molecule: messenger RNA, 1117 nt
Organism: Caenorhabditis elegans
Lineage: Eukaryota; Metazoa; Nematoda; Chromadorea; Rhabditida; Rhabditidae
Gene: col-124
Product: Nematode cuticle collagen N-terminal domain-containing protein
Exons: 2
Coding region: 28-903 (291 amino acids)
Molecular function (GO): structural constituent of cuticle
Source: RefSeq, marked reviewed
ACCAUUCGACGGUCUUCUCUUCUCGUCAUGGACAUUGAUUCGCGCAUCAAAGCCUACCGCUUCGUCGGAUAUGCUGCCUUGACUUUCUCCACCAUUGCAGUGUUGUCUGUAUGUAUCACUCUUCCAAUGAUGUAUAACUACAUCCAUCACACUCGCAAGGUCAUGCACAGUGACAUCGUUGAGUGCAAGUCUGAGGCUCAACGUCUUUUCUCUCAAGUCAACCGUAUCCCAGAUCUUAUGAUGGCACACAACCGUACUGCUCGUCAAGCUGGAGAAGGAAACGGACAAUGCGAGGGAUGCUGCCUUCCGGGAGCACAAGGACCACCAGGAACCCCAGGAAGCGCUGGACGCCCAGGAAAGCCAGGAGCUCCUGGACUCAACGGAAAUCCAGGACGCCCACCAAAGGAGCCAUGUGAGCCACUCACUCCACCACCAUGCAAGCCAUGCCCAGAAGGACCACCAGGACCAGCCGGACCACCAGGACCAGACGGAAACAAGGGACCACUUGGACCACCAGGACCACCAGGACCAGAAGGACCAAACGGAGAGCCAGGAAACAAGGGGCCAGCCGGACCACCAGGACCAGGAGGAAAGCCAGGACCAGCUGGACCACCAGGAGAAAACGGAAACAACGGUGAGCCACAGCCAGGAGCACCAGGAGAGCCAGGACAACCAGGACAGCCAGGGCAACGCGGACCAGCUGGAGAGCCAGGAAAGGAUGGAUCCCCGGGAGGACAAGGAGAGAAGGGAGCCAGUGGAGAGCCAGGACAGCCAGGAAGAGAUGGCCAACCAGGACAUCCAGGACAACCAGGAAAGGAUGGACGUCCAGGAGAAAAGGGAGUGUGUCCAAAGUAUUGCGCUCUCGAUGGAGGAGUCUUCUUCGAGGAUGGACAUCGUCGUUAAAUAUAGUGCUACACUCGACCAAGCAAUUUUCAAAUUUAGGACAUUUUGAGUGCUCAAUAAAUACAUUUCGCACCAACUUAUUUUUCUUCGUUUUUUGUUAAAACAUACCUGAUUACAUAAUUCAGCGGGAUCCUCUCCAACUUUUUUACCUCCCAAGUAGUAUGCUGGAUCAUCUCCUCCUAUAAUUAAUCACAAAUAGUUUAAAUUAAAGAAU